Doryrhamphus excisus (bluestripe pipefish) is the source of this 2697-nucleotide messenger RNA. It is a transcript of the gene sft2d1, whose product is annotated as SFT2 domain containing 1. Lineage: Eukaryota; Metazoa; Chordata; Actinopteri; Syngnathiformes; Syngnathidae. Gene Ontology annotation, cellular component: membrane. Gene Ontology annotation, biological process: vesicle-mediated transport. The record is from RefSeq and is a predicted model, not a curated record.
CUUCAGCAAUCAGGCCUAUUAAUUCAGUCAAUUCACAAAAACCUUAUUUGGCCCGGGGUCAAUUGCGUGCACAAUUUUGUCUUCCCGGUCAAAAAUGACCGGAACUUUGACAAGCGUAAAACGGUUUGCACUGAAAAUAGUUUCAGUUGGCUUUAAACUGUAGUAACGCUAGAGAGAUAGCUACAUAGUAUUGUAAAAUAUAAGCAAGAAAAUGUAACUGUAGUAGUCACAUUCCGAUCUUAUUUGAUAUAAACCCAUGGAUGUGAAAGUGACUUGAUCGUUUUUUUUAGAGAAGCCACCAGUACUUAACUAUCAACAAUUCAGUGUUUCACAGGAAGUGGAAGAGCGAAAGGCGGAAGACUGAGCUCCACUGUCCUGGAAUCGGUUUACCAUUUGUACCUCAGUCACUUUCAACACAAAUGGCUGCGUCAUGACUGACUUCCAGUCAGUUUGCACAGAUCGAAAUACGGUUAGACAGGAAGUUCCGAGUGGUCAAACUCCUGAGACGGAACUAUAAAUGUGAAUAAGUAAAUACUGUAUAUAAAUUGGGGCACACCGACAUUUAAUCAACUUUACAUAUUUGGGAGACGAUGGACAAGCUUCGUCGAGUGCUAAACGGACGAGAGGAAAAUGAAGAGUUGGGUCUUACGUCCCAGGUCCUCGAUGCCACCUCGCUCAGCUACAGCACCAGAGUGAAAUGGUUCGUCAUAUGCUUCGCCGUAGGCAUCCUGUGCUCAAUACUUGGUUCAGCAUUAUUGUUCCUCCCAAAUGGCAGCAAACUCUUCGCUGUCUUCUACACACUGGGAAAUGUUGCUGCUCUUUCCAGCACCUGCUUCCUAAUGGGACCGUUAAAGCAACUGAAGCGCAUGUUUGAGCCAACAAGACUUAUAGCUACCAUCGUUAUGUUGCUCUGCCUCAUUUUAACACUGUGUGCAGUGUUUUGGUGGAAACGAAAUGGACUGGCCAUCAUUUUUUGUAUUCUUCAGUUUCUGGCAAUGACAUGGUACAGCAUCUCCUACAUUCCUUUUGCCAGGGAUGCUGUGAUGAAAUGCUUCACAACCUGUCUGAGCUAGGAUUCUGGAGUCCACAAAGUGACGUGAAGCCUGGUCCUAAUAUGCAAAUGCCAGAACAGUAACUCUGUAAAAUAUUUCUUUGCAUUUUUUGUUGCCCCUUAAACAAUCUAUAGUGAUAUUGCUUUAUGACAGUCUACCUUAAAUAGAUUAUACUGAAUGGUUUUAUAUACAGGAUGAGUGCCUUUAAUGCUUAAUAUAUUUAAAUAUUGAUUUGAUAUCUCAGAGUGGUUGAUAAUUCUGAAGUGGUAAAUAUUACUUUGCAGUGCAUUGGAAAAUAUAACAAUAAUGAAUUUAUGUCUUACACCACUAUCUAACAUCAUACAUUUUCUGUUCAAUUUUAUUCCGAUCAGCACACACAAAUGCUGACAAAGUUCAUUUUCAUUGUCUUUAAAUGAGCAGUUUAUGUAUAACGAUGCUGUCGGCUAUUUUUUAUAUAAUAUAAUUACAGGAUUUCCCCUUGGGUAUUUGAGGCUCUGCUUUAGUGAUUCUACACUUGCAUCUUUAAUGUCCACAGCUCUUGAGCUUUUCCAGUUAAACGGAGUAGGGGAAAAAACGCACCAUAUGUGUAGUCUAUGUGUAUGUGAGCAUAUUGUACAUUAGCCCCUUCCCCCAACGCAGCAAAUUACAUUAAAAUAGAGUAUUUUAAAAUUUGAUUUCCUGCCAGAUGCCACAAUGGCCUAGUUAAUUACGCUUUCCUGAAUAAUGUGGUUUUGGCGUGACCCAAUAACCCAACAUAGCUUCCAACGGGAUCCCUGCACUGCUUCAGCAUGAUAGCCUUUGAGGAUAGAGUUGUCAUGACAACCUCUUCUGGAGGAUUCAUUACUUCAGUCUACCCCCAUCUGAGGUGCAGAUGUUCAUAGUGACGAGAAUGCACAUGCAUUUUUAUAAAUCACAUCCAUGAAUAUAUGUUUGUCUUAUACCUACAUGGUUUUAAAGAUGUUAUAUACAUUACAGAAAGCCACAGUGUCUCAAUUUCCAUCUUUCUUGGUACCAACCAAACCGCUUUACUGUGCUUCCUGUUUUGCAAGUCCUCAUGUCGUUUCAUCAGGCGCUUGCAAAGUAGGAUUAUAGACAAAGUAUCCCUUUAGUACAACUCGUUCAAGUAACUUGUUAAAUAACAAGCAAAUCCCUCUGCACCAUACCCUCUUCAUGUAAUCUGCAAGAUCAAAUAAUGCUCUAGAAUGAAGGAACGCCUGUUGUUUUUUGUGAUCAGUUUUUUUGGGGAUUAAAAGUUUGAGGAUAUAUCCUGACCUCUGCAAUCUGCCAGUGUCUCAACUGUUUCCUGCAGCAUUGUUUAAUCCAGAGGUCAGAGUGAAGCAAUCCUACACACACACACUAUACCAGCCUUUAAAAUUAAACUUUAAUAAAAUAAAUAAAGUGGGAAAACAAUGAAAUACAACCCAAACUUUUUUUGGACAUCAAAAUCAUACAAAAGUAUUUUUUGUAGUCAUUUAUGUUCACGUGUGCUUCUUGCUACUUAUUCCUGUUCAUGAAGUGGUCAUCUGUACAAUGAGGUAUUGCAAUUGUCAUUUAUAAUAAAUUACAUGUUGCUUCAAUAUGAAAUGCCUUGCAAAUUGUGAAAGAAAAUGCGUUUUUUAAUAAAUGUGUACAUUCAUAUGCAAUG